Messenger RNA from Mya arenaria, 1269 nucleotides. RefSeq names its product metaxin-1-like. Bases 41 to 991 code for a protein of 316 amino acids. The transcript has 8 exons. Gene Ontology annotation, biological process: mitochondrion organization. The record is from RefSeq and is a predicted model, not a curated record. NCBI's taxonomy places the organism in Eukaryota, Metazoa, Mollusca, Bivalvia, Myida, Myidae. Gene Ontology annotation, cellular component: SAM complex.
UUCUUUUGUGUAAAUCAAUAAAUUUACCAAAAAGAUAAAAAUGGCAGACAACAUACUGCAUCUCGAUAUUUGGCCGGGUGAAUGGGAUCUCCCGUCUGUUGAUCACAAUUGUCUUGCGGCAUUAGCAUAUUGUAGAUUUUCUGGUGUUCCAGUGAAAGUAAAGAAAGCCAGAAAUCCUUGGUCAUCGCCUAAUGGAAACUUUCCAGUGAUGAGGCACAAUGAUGUCAAGGAAACUGACGUGAACAAUAUCUUUAACUAUUUAAGGAAACAGAACUGGGGUAUUGACUCAAAUCUGUCGCGGAAGCAAUGUGCCGAUGUGGUUGCCUUUACCGCCAUGAUGAACAACAGACUGCUCCCUGCACUGCUUCAUCAGCUGUGGAUUGACAACGACACCUAUUCCAAUGUGACAGGACCUUGGUUCACGCGGACGGCUGCCUUCCCGUACAAAUUCUGGCUCGCAUCUCGACUACACAAGGAGGCCUUAAAGAAAGUGUAUGAGCCCCACUCCAUGGCUAAUGUGACAAAUGAAAAUAUAGAUGCAAAGAUAUACCGUGAGGCCAAAGACUGCCUCACGUACUUAUCUCAGAAACUCGGGGACCAAGAUUACUUCUUCGGUAGCACGCCAUCAUCGCUGGACGCACUAGUGUUUAGCUACACAGCCCCCCUUCUUAAGGCCCCCUUGAACAGCAACCCCCUGACUAACCAUCUACAUGGCUUCACAGAGAACCUCUGUUUACACACUCGAAGGAUUCUUCGCGAGUUCUUCCCACCUACACAGGAGGAGAUUGAAGCAAAACAAAAGGAGGAGGCCAACCGCAAGGCUGCUGAGGCAGAGAGCGCGGAAAACCGCACAAGAAAUCGAGACAUGAUCAUAACUGGGGCCUUUGCAGUUAUGUCCAUGGCUGUGUUUGUCUCGGUGAAUAGGUUACUGGACUUGAGUGUAUUUGAGAGAGUGUUGGGGACUAAUGACACACUUGAUGGUGAUAUUUGACUUACUAAUGUCGUGCUAGAAUUAGUGAUUGUGUACAUUGUGUUUUUGUAUAUCAGAACGGGCAAUAAUAGCACAAUUGAUGACAAUAUUUGACCAACAAGAAAUGUGGGUUAAAGAUCAGAUAUAAAUAAAACAUGUUGUCUUCGUAUAUUAGAUCUUUAGUGUAAAAUUCCCACAACUUUCACGGAGCAGUGAAAGUUGCUUGUGUUUUUGCUUUAAUAAUAGUCAAUUGUGAUAUGACAUUGUAAAGGAUUGGAAUAAAAGACAGAAUGAAGGAA